AUGUAUAUACUUAUCGAAAUUUUCAUCAUUACCAAUUUAAUCAUUGACCAAGUUAUUACUGCUAACGUUUGCAGCAGUGGACAAUGUAAAUGCUCUACUGACUUCACUCUCAUAAAUUGUGAUACAAAAGGAUGGAGAAAUCUGGAUGAUGUUGAUUUUCCUUUAAAUGUUGUUACUUUAACACUAAUUAAUAAUAAUCUCAAAUUUAAUACAAUUACUGAUCUUGCAAAAAUUGAAAAUUUAUCGAAUUUGAUCAAUUUAAGUAUUAAUCAAAAUCCACUUGGAACUAUUCCACCUUUUAAUCAUACACAACUUCGUUUUCUUUCAUUACAAGAUACUUCAUUAACAUCUGCUGAAUUUCCUUCUUCGUAUAAUAAUUCACAUUUACAAGCAAUUUCACUUAGUAAUAAUAAAAUUCACUCGAUCAAUGAAGAAGAUUUUCUAAUUCUGCGUGGUUCUAAUUUAAAAAAAUUACAUAUCGAUAGUUCAAGUAUUUCUAAGAUUGAUCAAAAUGCUUUUAUUCCAUUAACACAACUUCAAGCAUUAUCAUUAAAAAAUAAUCAAUUAAAAUCUUGUGAAUUUCUAUUAAGUUUACAAGCACUUUCUUCAAUUAAACUUGAUGGAAAUCAAUUUACUUCACUACCACAACAAUUAACAACACCAAGAAAUAUUAAAACCUAUUCAUUUAUACAUAAUUCAAUAUCAAUUAUUGAUGAAUCAUCACCUUUAUCUAGAUGGUUUACAAUGAAUUAUACAAAUGUUAAAAUUUUUUUAGCUAAUAAUCCAUUUAAUUGUUGCUUAUCUUUAUGGUUUAUUCGUUUUAUAAAAACAUCUCCACAAUUUGUUGGAGAUGUUUCAGUAUUAACAUGUACUUCACCACUAAUUUUUGCAGGAAAAUUAUUGAUUAAACUCAAUCCAGAUGAAAUGAAUUGUGGUAGUGAUAUACCAAGCAAAUCAUGGUGGACAACUGGUCGAAUUAUCAGUAUUGUCGUUGGAUCUGUUAGUAUGAUUAUAAUCAUGAUUAUCCUCAUCAUUGUUUAUACUCGACGAUAUUCAUCACAUUCCGGUUACGAACCAAUUGGUGGAAAUGAUGAACUAUAUUCUAAUUUAGAUACAGCAUCGUUGGAUGAACAUACAUCAACAAUACCAGAAGAUGACGACGAACUAUUAACGAAUGCAAGUAUUGGUAGUACGAGAAGUAUUGCUCCGACAGAUGCACCAACACAUACGACAGCUGAAGGUGUUUAUGCAGCAGAUGGAAGUUUAGUUGGAGGUUCUCAAAUAGAAGAAGCAGCCUUAAUACAGCAGUUUUGA
Rotaria sordida is the source of this 1314-nucleotide messenger RNA. NCBI's taxonomy places the organism in Eukaryota, Metazoa, Rotifera, Eurotatoria, Philodinida, Philodinidae. The record is from the annotation of a GenBank genome assembly.